UGAUAGUCGCUUGUCAUGUGCCGGCUGACUCAGCGCGCUAGGGCGGCGAACCCCGUCAAUUGUAACUACUCCGUACUACUGCUACUUCUAUCGUUAUUGUUAUCUCCUUCCUCAGCAUCCUGAGUCGGCGGUGUAGAUCCGAUUGGAUUCCCCGGCUGCUGCAUGCGUUUCCCUUCCAUUCGUUUUUCAAUUUGAAAUUAUCCCCAACGCAAUCAUGUGGUCGCGGGCUGUCCCCUCGCGCCUCGUUCCCGCGGCAUUCUCUGCCAGUCGCAGAUCCUUUGCCAGUUCUCGACCGCGAUUGAACGUUUCCAACAAGCCCAGCUCGUUUGCAGAAGGUUUGGCACGGUACAAGCUCUUCGUGGGCCCUUUCUCCAAGGUUUUUCUAGGCGCUAUCUUCACCUACCAGGUUCUCUACUGGUCGUGGCUGAAGCUGGAAAUGGAUGAAUCCAAGCUCGAAAAGAAUCAAGAGGUUGCCGAGCUGGAAAAGAAGGCCAGGGAGCUGACCAGCUCGAAAAAUUAAAAGUGGUUUCUGACACUCGGUGGAAUCCUACACAAGUCCCCCUUGAUUGUAUUAUAUAUACCCAGCCCCGUUGCUUGUCCGUGUGGAAUUUCAAUCCCCUUUUCUCUUACAACUUCUUUAAUCAUUUUAAUUCUCGC
Aspergillus steynii IBT 23096 is the source of this 657-nucleotide messenger RNA. RefSeq lists its product as uncharacterized. NCBI's taxonomy places the organism in Eukaryota, Fungi, Ascomycota, Eurotiomycetes, Eurotiales, Aspergillaceae. The transcript has 3 exons. Bases 215 to 520 code for a protein of 101 amino acids. The record is from RefSeq and is a predicted model, not a curated record.